AUGGUUCCAGAUGUGAGCAAACAGGAGCCAGAGGAGGAUGAGGAAACAGAGAAUGAAGAGAGGUUAUGUCACAUGACAAUCUCAAAGUCAGCGCAGGAGAAGAUGCGUCAGAAACAGAGAGAAGAGAUGGAACAACGACAGCAACAAAAAGAAAAAGAGCUGGCACAGCAGCUGAAGGACCGACUGCAGGAGGUCGAGCCUCGCAGUGCCUCUCUCUCUGUUCCAGAGUUGAUGAACAGCAAGGAAUUCAGCAAGGUCAGCCUCAGCUCUGGCCUCAAUAAUGGCAACUCACUGCGCAAACGAAUCAAUCGUCCCUCACUGCCAAAUAUCCCAAGUAUUACUCAGACCUACAUGUCUCGACAUUUCUCAGCCCACUCGCUACCUGGCUUGCCCCUGGAUUCCCUGGAAGGAGAUGAGGAAAUGGAUGAGGAGGAAUUCAUGGAGAUGAAGUCAUUUUCCCGUCAGGAGCAAGGAUUGACUGAGGCACUGAAACUCCUGGCUAACAACGACUGGGAGAUGAAGAGGAAAGGGUUGUCUGGUGUCCGACGCUUGGCUCGAUUCCACCAGGAACUUCUCCUAACGAGGCUUCACGCUGUCUGCUUGGCAGUGACGAAGGAGGUUAAUAACCUACGUUCCAAGGUUGCCCGCUCUGCAAUGUUGUCUCUCAGUGAACUGUUCUCUCAGCUGAAGAGGAACAUGGACCAGGAAGUGGACGAGGUGACUAGAAUCCUGCUUCACAAGACGGGCGAUUCCAACGAGUUCAUCCGAGAGGAGGCAGUCAAGGCGCUGGCCGUUAUGGCGGAGAAUGUGAGCCCAUCGCGGGCGCUGACUGCCCUCAUCGCAGGCGGUUUAAACCACCGUAACACCACUGUUCGGAAAUGCACCGCUGAGAACCUGCUGUGUGUUGUCGAACACCUUGGAGCUGAGAGAUUGCUGUCCGGGACCAAGGACAAUACAGACCAGAUUGUGCAAACAAUGGUGAAAUUUUCACAGGAUGGGAAUCAGGAAACAAGAUUUUAUGGUCGGAAGGCGCUGAACAUUUUGGUAUCCCACCCGGAGUUUGAGAGAUACAUGGAACGCUCACUUCUGUCUCAGGAUCUGCACCAUGUCAUCACAGCCAUUAAAAAGAGGGGGCUUGGAGAUGCUUCUUCAGAUCCUUACUUGCUGAAGGUUAGAAGCUCAAGGGUCAACAGCUCCUCAAACUGUCAGGAAAAUAAAUCCAACACUGGAAGGGGGGAAUUGGACACACCCCGAGAGCAGAGGCUGAUGACCCACCGACCGAUCAUACGCAGCAUGGAAGCAGCGGAGCAGGUGAAGCAGCUGAACAAGUUGUUGUCUGCUAAAGAGUUCCAGGAGAGGAUGCAGGGCAUUUCACUGCUGCUGCAGCAUUGUGAGACCAAUCCAGGAUUCGUCACCUCCAACGUUGUAAAUAUAUUUGAUGCCUUCAGCCCAAGGCUCCAAGACUCCAAUAAAAAGGUGAACCAGUUUGCACUGCAGUCAAUGGCAACCAUGAUCCCAGUGCUGAAGGAUGACUUGCACCGGGUCCUAUACUCGACAGUCACUUUUGUUACCGACAACUUGAAUUCAAAGAACACGGGCAUUUACAAUGCAGCUGUGCAUGUCCUCGAUACGCUGAUUGAUCAUAUAGACAACUUGCUGCUGCUUCAACCUUUCGCCAGCAGAGUGCAGUUCGCCAGCGGCCGGGCAAUGCAAGACAUCACGGAGCGACUGGCAGUCCUCGUGCUGUCGGUGUAUCGUCGGAGGCCUCAAGCUGUGGAACGGUACGUUUUGCCCGUGCUCUGGUACCUGCUCGGCAACAUGACUGGGAGCGGCGUGAUCAAGGGUGGAAGCGGGAACGUGCGGGCUGUGACCACCAAGCUGGCUGCCAGCCUGCACCAGCAGAUGGGAGCUGGCCUGCAGGAGUAUGCAGCGAGUCAGCCUGCUCACGUUAUCAAGAUGCUCUGGGAGCUGAUAGAGAAGGAGCUUUAA
Carcharodon carcharias (great white shark) is the source of this 1989-nucleotide messenger RNA. RefSeq names its product TOG array regulator of axonemal microtubules protein 2-like. Gene Ontology annotation, molecular function: microtubule binding. The coding region runs from base 1 to 1989 and encodes 662 amino acids. Gene Ontology annotation, biological process: microtubule cytoskeleton organization. Gene Ontology annotation, cellular component: cilium; cytoplasmic microtubule. NCBI's taxonomy places the organism in Eukaryota, Metazoa, Chordata, Chondrichthyes, Lamniformes, Lamnidae. The record is from RefSeq and is a predicted model, not a curated record. The transcript has 13 exons.